CUUUUGGGAGCUGGAGGAACUCGCGCGCAUAGUCGAUAUCUCUUACUGCGUUGGCACUGCUGGCUUGGGUAUCCAGAAGCCCUUUCAGUGUGCCAGCCGCUGCUCAGACCCUGAUUUCGAGAGCUUUGGGCUUGUAACAGUGGGUCGCCGGAUGCAGCAUCCCAUUGUUCUUUGUUGUAUUGUAUUGACGAUGACAGGCAUGGAACACCGGACCUUUCCUGUCCGACUCCUGCGGCUACAUCGCCCUGGCGCACACCCCUGAGAACCCACGACUCAUUCUCGCCUUUCGCGGAACCUACUCUAUCGCAAAUACCAUCGCAGACCUCUCGACUAUCCCCCAGGAAUAUGUCCCCUACCCCGGCGAGGACGACGAUGGGUCUACUUCCCACUUCCUUGCACCUCACAUGCAGUCGUCCACGCCGUCUGAGGGAGACCCACCGCCUGCAGAACCGCCCAAGUGCACCAACUGCACCGUGCAUACUGGCUUCUACUCCUCUUGGUUGAGCACGCGCAAAGUGGUUCUACCACACGUAUCUGAGGCCUUGGAGAAGUACCCCAACUAUCAGCUGGUGCUCGUUGGACAUUCGCUGGGCGGCGCAAUUGCGACUUUGGCUGGCCUAGAUUUCAAGGCUCGUGGGUGGAACCCUCGCGUGACCACUUUUGGCGAGCCGCGACUUGGGAACAAGAAUCUGAAUGCAUACAUCGACGACCGCUUCAAAAUCACGGACAACCACGAGUCAAAUGACUUGCAUCGUGUCACCCAUGCUGGUGAUCCGGUUCCCUUGCUACCGUUAGAAGAGUGGGGCUACUCGAUGCAUAGUGAAGAGAUCUUCAUCUCAGAACCAAGCCUUCCGUUCUCGCUGGCCGAUGUACACUACUGCGAAGGCGACGAAGACCCGCACUGCAUCGAAGGGAGUGAUGACGACCGCCCUGCAUGGGGCGUGCCUACACGCUUCAAGUUCUGGCAGCUAUUCUUCGCGCACAGGGACUACUUCUGGCGUCUUGGUCUGUGUCUUCCUGGUGGAAACCCAAAGGACUGGUACAGGAAGUUCCCUAAGCACAGCACUGGUGAUGGUGACGGAGACGAUGUACAAGAAAUCAACGAACUGUAAUGAGUAUUGUAUGAACACGUAUACAUAAAAGGUGGGCAUUUGUGCAAUAUUCUCGCAGCUACUGUUGCUGCAUGCUUUCUGUAAUUUUGCAUUAGAUCAUCCAGGUUGGAGGGUUCGACCGAGCGGAUCGAAUAGGAAUUCAGCAUAUGAACCUUC
This is a messenger RNA of Macroventuria anomochaeta, 1268 nucleotides long. Its product is annotated as alpha/beta-hydrolase. Lineage: Eukaryota; Fungi; Ascomycota; Dothideomycetes; Pleosporales; Didymellaceae. The record is from RefSeq and is a predicted model, not a curated record. Gene Ontology annotation, biological process: lipid metabolic process. Bases 405 to 1112 code for a protein of 235 amino acids. The transcript has a single exon.